Python bivittatus (Burmese python) is the source of this 432-nucleotide messenger RNA. NCBI's taxonomy places the organism in Eukaryota, Metazoa, Chordata, Lepidosauria, Squamata, Pythonidae. The record is from RefSeq and is a predicted model, not a curated record.
AUGAAACCCUGCAAAUCAAACCCCAAGGUGACUCCCUGUGGGGAUGCAAACUUCCACGGCAGCAGUGAGCCUGGCGGUGCGGCAAAGGCCAGCUCUGAACGCCAGGAGAAUGCCGCCAAGCGCAGGCUGGCUGCGAACGCGAGGGAAAGGAGAAGAAUGCAGGGCCUCAACGUGGCCUUUGACCACCUCCGCAAAGUGGUCCCCCAGUGGGGGCAAGACAAAAAGCUCUCCAAGUACGAGACUCUUCAGAUGGCGCUUAGUUACAUCAUGGCCCUAACAAGGAUCCUUGCGGAGGCCGAAAGGUACAGCACACAGAAAGGCUGGAUUAACUUCCACGAGGAGCACUUCCACGCUUGCACAGGACAGAAGGUGGCCGUGGAGACUGAUCCCUACGCACCCAGACUUUUCCACUUCCAGCCUGAUCACUACUAA